UAGACAACAUUACAUGUCCCGUGUGAUCAGCAGAUUCGUUUCCUUCUCCCUUUGUCUAAACAACUCGAAGACGCUGUAUCAUUCAAAUCCACUCAUUCACUCACUCACCUUCUUCUUCUUCUUCUUCUUCUUCUUCUUCUUCUUCUUCUUCUCUGUAACUGUAUCUUCUUCUUCUUCUCUUUCUCUCUCUGAAAAAUGAGUUGGUGGUGGUCUGGAGCAAUUGGCGCUGCCAAGAAGAAACUAGACGAAGAAGAACCGCCGCGACCCUUCACCAGCGUCGGACUCAUCAUCGGCGUCACCGGCAUCGUCGGCAACAGCCUCGCCGAGAUUCUCCCUCUUCCCGACACCCCCGGCGGCCGCUGGAAAGUCUACGGCGUCGCCCGCCGCCCUCGACCCUCCUGGAACGCCGAUCACCCAAUCGACUACAUCCAGUGCGACAUCUCCGAUCCCGACGACACCCAAGCCAAGCUCUCCGUCCUCACCGACGUCACCCACAUCUUCUACGUCUCCUGGACCAACCGCUACACCGAAUCGGAGAAUUGCGAGGUCAACGGCGCCAUGCUCAGAAACGUCCUCCGCGCCGUCAUCCCCAACGCGCCCAAUCUCCGCCACGUGACGCUCCAAACCGGCUGUAAGCACUACGUCGGCCCUUUCGAGCUCGUCGGCAAGAUCGAGUUCCACGAGCCGCCGUUCACGGAGGAUCUCCCCCGCCUUGACGCGCCGAAUUUCUACUACACACAGGAGGAUAUCCUGUUCGAAGAGACGGGGAAGAAAGAGGGUUUGACCUGGUCCGUUCACCGGCCUCAGGUUAUCUUCGGUUUCUCCCCGUACAGCUUGAUGAACAUCGUCGGAACUCUCUGCGUCUACGCCGCAAUCUGCAAGCACGAGGGUGUUCCGUUGCGGUUCCCCGGCACGAAAGCGGCGUGGGAGUCUUAUUCCGCGGCGUCAGAUGCGGAUUUGAUCGCGGAGCAGCAGAUUUGGGCGGCGGUGGAUCCAUAUGCGGCGAACGAGGCCUUCAAUUGCAGCAAUGGGGAUGUGUUCAAAUGGAAGCAUAUGUGGAAGGUUCUGGCAGAACAGUUUGAGAUUGAAGAGUACGGGUUCUUUGAGGAUGAUUCUUCGGAUUUGAGGUUGUCGGAGAUGAUGAAAGACAAGGAAGCUGUGUGGGAGGAGAUUGUGAAAGAGAAUCAGCUGCAACCUACCAAGCUCAAUGAGGUUGCUGAGUGGUGGUUUGUGGAGCUUAUGUUUUCUGGUGGCAGCCUAUUGGAUAGCAUGAACAAGGCCAAAGAGCAUGGUUUUCUGGGGUUCAGAAACACCAAGAAUUCAUUCAUAUCUUGGAUUGAUAAGACCAAAGAUUGCAAGAUUGUGCCCUGAAUCUGCUAUGCCUCUGCUUCUUCUGCUGUGAAAUUUUUACACUUGAUUUAUCUGCAAUAAGCAAAACUAUUGUAUUGUGCAUCAUUUUGUUGUUGUGUAUUCUGUUUCUUUGCCUUUGAUUACUAAUAAUGCUGUAUUGGAAGAUGAAUUUGUGUGGUUAUAAUUGAAUUUGUUACUUGCAAGAGGGAAAAUAAAACUCAGGAAUCAAUUGUGAAGUUACAAUUUCUGGUUAA
Messenger RNA from Lotus japonicus, 1604 nucleotides. RefSeq names its product 3-oxo-Delta(4,5)-steroid 5-beta-reductase-like. NCBI's taxonomy places the organism in Eukaryota, Viridiplantae, Streptophyta, Magnoliopsida, Fabales, Fabaceae. The record is from RefSeq and is a predicted model, not a curated record. The transcript has a single exon. The coding region runs from base 196 to 1371 and encodes 391 amino acids.